AUGCAGGAUACUGUGGGGGAUGAUGAGAAGGUGAAUGAUGGGAAUGAUGGGAAGAAAGACGAUGUAAAGGAGGACAAUGAGAAUGUGGAGGACGAACAGAAGGUGGAGAACGAUGAGAAUGUGGAUGAUGAUGAGAAGAUGGAUGAGGCUAAGGUUGAGAACGAUGAGAAGGUGGAUGAUGAUGAGAAGAUGGAUGAGGCUAAGGUUGAGAACGAUGAGAAGGUGGAUGAUGAUGAGAAGAUGGAUGAGGCUAAGGUGGAGGACGGUGAGAUGAUGGAGGAUGAACGAAAAGAGAACGAUGCGAAGGUGGAGGACGUAAAGAUGGAGGAUGAGGCUAAAGUGGAGGACGGUGAGAAGCUGGAUGGUGUGGCUAAGGUGGAUGAUGUGGAGGUUGAUCUGAAACUGAAGGUGAAGGAUGAGAAGAGUGUGGAUGUGAAGACACAGACAAAUGAGGAAAUUAUGGGAGGAGAUGACAAUGAUGACAAUGAUGAUUUCCAGUUAUACAAAACUCCUCCUAAAGGAAAUUAUGGGAGGAGAGUGAGGAAGCCGAAAAAAGAUGACUCGUACACCAACCCUUUCUUGUCAAAAAUGCCCAAGACAAAGGAUCCAAUGAAAGUGAAUCACCUUCAAAAAUUUGAAGAUGAGCUGCUGGAUAAAGUAAAGGCGUGGUUGGAUGAUCCACAAACCGAUAAUUUGACAACGGAUGAAAUCGAUGCAUUCUGCCAUCUUUUGCGGAAAAGGAUUUCCUACUAUCCCAAGACAUAUAAAAAUUCACAUGUGGCAAUUGAGGAUUGCUUAUUGGCGGACAGAAUCAGGCGAGAGCACAGGACUUUUAUUAAGGAUCCUGCUAACUAUCCAGUCGCCGAAUUCAAAGACUAUUACAUGGCAUCACCACAUAGAUAUAUGCCAGAAUGGUCAACAAUUGACGAUGUCUACAUGCCUGUGAACAUUAACCAGAAACACUGGAUUUUGUGUGUAGCACGUCUUCAAAAGUACCGCAUUGACGUGUACGACUGUGAUGCAUAUCUUUAUAAGAAUCUUGAUCCUUAUUUGAAACCCUUCUGCGACAUGAUUCCAUAUAUAUUCGCAAAGACAAUCACUCCUGAUGAGAGGGUAAGAUAUCCUAAAUUCAACUUCGAAGGCCCCAUCCAACCAAUGACUUACAAACGGUUACCACACCCCAAAGUGAAAACCGCUGCAGAUAAGGUUGGAGAAGUCCCACGGGCAACAGAGAGCGGGGACUGUGGGGUCUUCACGCUAAUGUAUAUGGAACACUUGACCGCUAAUCAACCCGUGCACAAUGUGACCUCAAAAAACAUGGGGUUUUUUAGGCAGAAGAUGGCGGUCCGGUUAUUCCAUCAGAUUAUGGAACCUUAG
Messenger RNA from Impatiens glandulifera, 1377 nucleotides. Its product is annotated as midasin-like. The transcript has 2 exons. The coding region runs from base 1 to 1377 and encodes 458 amino acids. Gene Ontology annotation, biological process: proteolysis. The record is from RefSeq and is a predicted model, not a curated record. Gene Ontology annotation, molecular function: cysteine-type peptidase activity. NCBI's taxonomy places the organism in Eukaryota, Viridiplantae, Streptophyta, Magnoliopsida, Ericales, Balsaminaceae.